Messenger RNA from Branchiostoma belcheri (Belcher's lancelet), 2152 nucleotides. RefSeq names its product translation initiation factor IF-2-like. The coding region runs from base 797 to 1387 and encodes 196 amino acids. NCBI's taxonomy places the organism in Eukaryota, Metazoa, Chordata, Leptocardii, Amphioxiformes, Branchiostomatidae. The transcript is spliced from 2 exons. The record is from RefSeq and is a predicted model, not a curated record.
UGAGCUGGGUGGAUGGAACAUAGUCGGACACAGUUGAGUAGGUUCAAAACGGAGAAAUGUUGAACAAAAACGGAGAAUUACUCAACAAAAAAAGUAGAAGUAGUUUGAUUAACAAUUUCCUUGUCCCGGGAGGGAGAUACAUCAUACUAAUUAUAAAUUUGGGAAAAGACCUAAAAUCUGUAAUGCCUGACCCCUUUUUAGAUGACAUACUCGAAUGACAAACUUAAAUCUAUUUCCCCUGAAGUGUAAUCAUUCUUCUGUCACAGCUGCGCUUUGUUUCACUUUUGGGGAAUCAAUCAGCGCAUCAGAUGGAUCUUGGGCUCUCUUCGUCUCUAGCUCCAGCCUAAUUGGGAACCGCGCGAGGAGCCCGUGUAACACCGUGGCAGCCUGCCAGCACCACCUAUAUUCAUGCACACAUCACUUUUAAUGCGUGAAAGCUCGGGUAAACUGGAUGGGUAGGUUGUACUCAACAUCACCUGACUGUCGAUCUGCCCUGCGGCAGUUUUCGGGUUUCUUGCACUAGUUGGCAAUCCCGACAUGCCCUGGCAGCUCAGGUUUGAACAAUCGUUCAGGGACCACCACAGUUUUUGUUCGAAUAGUCUCUAUUUGAAACUUUUUGAAGACUGUUUACUAGACAUUCCGUCUCUCAGUAAGAAUUUUGGGUGCCAUAAUUAUGGCUAGUUACUAGAAUGACUCAUUAUCACGAAUACAACAUGGCUGGUGGCUUCUGUUGUGGCAGUAGAAGGCUACAGCUUUUGUGACAUCGACGACUACAAGAGUACUGUGGACAGGAAUCAUGUACCCGACAACAGGCACUGAUACGAGUGCCACCAGACUGUCCAUCGCUCAGAGACUGGACCCGGAGCUGGUUAAGAACCUCUUUGCUGCUGCUCUGUGUCUAGGAGGCUUCAUCGUGACGACAAUAGGAUUUACCACCGAGUCUGUCACCCCGGCGAUGUAUAUCGGUCCGCUCAUGCUGGCCGCAUGUUUCGUGGUGUGUCUGGUGAGGUGUGUGCAGUGGCACAGCGACACACCGAUCUCAGGCGGGACUACACAGAACGUGGGCCGGACGGUGACUGCAGUACCGGCCGGGCAGGUGGUUACAGCGCGCCCUGCUCCAGCUGUGAGUACGUCGCAGCGGCCUAACAUGGCGGCACCUGCACCCGCCCAGACCUGGUCCUACCCUUCAUACUCAAGAUUUUCCCUGAUGACUCGACCUACAGAACAGGUGCCGUACCCUCCCGCGGUUGUCCUACCAUCGCCGACGUCACCGUCCGCCCCAUCACAUGUACACACCGUCCUCCCACCGUACACCCCUGCCGCAUGGACCGGCGACGAGCCACCCCCGUCUUACGACGAAGCAACAAAACAAUACAGUGAGAAAUGAAAGAGAAAUCUGUGUAUACAUGUAGCAUAAAAUAUGAAUUCGAGGGGAUUCAUUCCUCAGAUAACCGACAUCUUGCACACGUAGCAUUAAAUACUUUUGGACGACGAUUUGAGUUUUUUUAAGAACAUUUCAGGGACAUAACUUUUCACCAAAGAAUGACACCAGAGGCGCAGACGAAAUAAAGUCGAAAUCUUUCAGGGCAUGCGGAAUGCCAAAUGUUUAUAUUAUCAUCCACUUUAGUGCCGGGCUUUGAAUAUCAAUACUUACCAACUUGUGGAGGUACAUGUAUCCGCAAUCUUUUGAGUGACUCGUGCCAAUGGUACAUAAUAUUUACUGGUUAUCAGUGUACAUGAAUUAUGGCCAGUGUGCCAUGUUGAUUGUGAUAGUUUAAGAUAAAUGUAAAUAUAACAGAUACUAUGCACCUAACACGAUCAUUAUACCUCACAGCUAAAACAUAACCUUCUCGGUGAAGGUAAUAACAGGAGAGAGAAUGCAAAAUAUUACUGAUUAUAAUAACUAAUUGUGAGUGGAGUGAGACAUAAAUUAGAAAGUAAGGAAGUAUUCACCAAUUAAGAAGAAGCUGGUUUAGGUCACAGUUCAUUGGUACUCACAAUAUAACGUGUGUAACCAUUGAGCUGUUUUCAGUAUUAAUAAUUACCAUUAACAUUGUUUAUAAUAUCUUUGUUUCUAAGUUCUCUAAACGUUCAGCUUGAGAAAUGCAGUAUAAUAUCUGGUACCAGAAUAUAAGUGAAUACUAGUACUAUU